Molecule: messenger RNA, 573 nt
Organism: Falco peregrinus (peregrine falcon)
Lineage: Eukaryota; Metazoa; Chordata; Aves; Falconiformes; Falconidae
Product: feather beta keratin-like
Exons: 2
Coding region: 1-444 (147 amino acids)
Cellular component (GO): intermediate filament
Molecular function (GO): structural constituent of cytoskeleton
Source: RefSeq, a predicted model, not a curated record
AUGAGUCUGUUGAAAAUUACUGCCUGCGCAGAGACAAGCUCAGGGCCUGGGGCGGUGCAAGAGCAGUAUAAAAGUAAACUGAAAGCCCUGUUCUCUCAUCUACUUCUCUUGCCUUGCUCUCCUUGGGAAUCAGGUGACAUGUCCUGCUACAGCCCGUGCAUGCCCUGCCGGCCCUGCGGCCCGACCCCGCUGGCCAACAGCUGCAACGAGCCCUGUGUCAGGCAGUGCCAGAGCUCCACCGUCGUCAUCGAGCCCCCUGCUGUGGUGGUGACCCUGCCCGGCCCCAUCCUCAGCUCCUUCCCGCAGAACACCGCCGUGGGCUCCUCCACCUCCGCUGCCGUUGGCAGCAUCCUCAGCUCUGAGGGAGUGCCCAUCAACUCCGGGGGCUUCAGCCUCUCUGGCUUGGGCAGCGGCAUUUGCGGCAGGAGGUGCUUCCCCUGCUAAAGCUGCUGGCCAUGGCCCUGGGUUAGAAGGCACCCAGGGACCCACACGAUGGUACCGCACUGGGGACGGAGCAUCGGCUUGUUGCUUCCAGAGGGGCUGAGCAACCCCAGCACCCCUUGCAAAAGGAUG